Molecule: messenger RNA, 879 nt
Organism: Tuber aestivum (summer truffle)
Lineage: Eukaryota; Fungi; Ascomycota; Pezizomycetes; Pezizales; Tuberaceae
Source: the annotation of a GenBank genome assembly
AUGGCCCGCUUUCUGAUGUCGCUUGCUUCCUUUCCUGCGAGGACUCUCCUAUUUUCUCGGAGCCCUGGUGUCAUUGUCAGCCAUAAUCAGCAGCGAGCAAUGACUGCCGAUCUCUCCCUGGGAAGCGGCCCGGAGACAGACCUGCGUCGACAACGAGAAGCUCUCCACAAGAUUGAAGCAAAGUGGCACAAACGUCUUCAGAAGCGGCCACCAGGAAGUGGCCUACGGGCUCGCUUGCUUCGUCACGGGGAAGCUCUAGACAAACUUGAGGCCGAGUGGCACCAACACCUUCAGAAGCAACAGCAGGACAACGAGAAGGAAAUGGAAAAACAAACAGCAGAAAAUAAUCAGCUCCAUGUAAUUUAAUCUCUGUUCCUAACCCACAGAACAUUUCUAACAAAUCCUGCUCCAGGGCUUCCUCCUUCGGGAAAAAAAAGAGAAGCUGCGCCAGGAGGGGAAAUUCAAUAUUCGGGGGGCCUUAGGUAUGGGAUCACAAUAUUUUCCUGUUUAUAAGGAUACUCACAUACAGCCGCAGAACACAUAGUCUACCAGGCCAGAAUGGAGAACCAGAUCCCGCGUGAAAUGGUGAGGGUAGAAGUAGGGCUCUGCGCUCUAGCAGAUCGUGAUGAUUUUGCGGUCUUGGUUCGUCAGGAAGUGCUAGCCCGCGGGCUUGUACUUAGGGAUGUCAUGGGUUGCGCUCACACCCUCUACAAAGUGUCGGAGCGCGCUAGUGGUAAUGACGAUUCUAAAAUUAUCAUUAGAGCUUCAGAGUUUACGAGUGAUGAACGCGCUGCAAUGGUUACCUUCAUGAAGCUGCAGGGGGGGUGGCGCCGAGCAUUGGAUUGGGUGGAAGAUGAGGCCGAUAAGCAGAGGGUAUAG